UAAAGCACGACUGGUAUGGGGACAUGGAAAAGCAGACGCAGGCAAAGAGAGCAGAAGACGGAGAACUCUGCCUUUGGUCUAGUUCACAGUUGAGGCAAAUAACUUAAAAAAGGCUGAUGUAAAGUCGAGAAAGUGAGUGACAUAGCUCAACUCCAAAGAGACGGGGGAGACUCAAAGAAAGAAAAGUGAUAACAACAGUCAUCCUGAGAAGUCAACUAUGGGGAAUGGUGAAAGCAGAGUAAACUCAACGGCAGUUGGGGUUCUUGUUGGCUUUGGAAUCCUGUUCAUUCUAUUCACCAUAGGCAUUGUACAAUUCUGCUGCAAGUACAAAUGUAAAAAGUGUAAAAAAUGCUGCAAGAAAAAAGAGCCGUCAGUGAAAGACAAAGUGCUCACCAAAGUCGGCCUGAAGAAGGCUCCCCCUCCCUUCUCCAUUAGCAGAAGCAUAAAAUAACAUCUUGUCUGUGUUUCGAUCAUCACCUUGAUGGAAGGCAUUUAGUCGUUUGUCACGUUCCUACACACCACCUACCUUUUUUCAACACGUAUGGCUCUGUUCCUGCUUGUUAUUUGCUGCUUUAUGUUGGUGUAAAAACUUGAGGAAAACCCAGAGUGAGGGGUUUGUUUACCAUGUUACUUUUUGAUUCCUUUUGAUUAUAUUUGUAUCAUGCAACAACUUUAUUCUAUAGUUAUGUUUAAGAAAAUGCAAACUUUUUCUUGAAACAAGGAGAGGUGUUGCAUUUUUUUCUGUAUAUGCAGAACUAUGUUGCUGUUAAUAUCAUGUAAUUUUAAAAAUAUAAAAUUAUACAUGUAAAUAAAUAAAUAUUU
Oreochromis niloticus (Nile tilapia) is the source of this 822-nucleotide messenger RNA. It is a transcript of the gene mre11, whose product is annotated as MRE11 homolog, double strand break repair nuclease. Bases 218 to 451 code for a protein of 77 amino acids. NCBI's taxonomy places the organism in Eukaryota, Metazoa, Chordata, Actinopteri, Cichliformes, Cichlidae. The transcript is spliced from 4 exons. The record is from RefSeq and is a predicted model, not a curated record.